Molecule: messenger RNA, 904 nt
Organism: Syngnathoides biaculeatus (alligator pipefish)
Lineage: Eukaryota; Metazoa; Chordata; Actinopteri; Syngnathiformes; Syngnathidae
Gene: plex9.2
Product: PML-like exon 9.2
Exons: 2
Coding region: 56-784 (242 amino acids)
Biological process (GO): DNA catabolic process
Cellular component (GO): cytoplasm
Molecular function (GO): 3'-5'-DNA exonuclease activity; nucleic acid binding
Source: RefSeq, a predicted model, not a curated record
UCUGUUUUCUUUAUUUAUCGCAAAACAAAAUUUCGAGGGCAAGAUUCAGAACACGAUGCAGACGUCGGGGGAAAAUGACUUCUCUCAGCCGCCGGUCGUCUUCUUCGAUUUGGAGACGACAGGACUGGGUCCGGCGUGCGAGUUGGUCCAGCUCGCUGCGAUGAGCGGAGGCCACUCUCUCAACCUCUACACAGUCCCCCGGUGUCGAAUGGAACCGGGCGCCGCCAGGGUGACGGGCCUCAGGGUGCGCCGACAAAAGCUGUACCUCCGCCGCCGCCCUGUUCCCACAAGGACCCUGCGCGAAGUGCUGCUGUCCUUCGUCGCCUUCCUGCGGUCAUUCGGACGACCCCUGCUGGCGGGCCACAACAUCCGCCGAUUCGACUGCCGGCCGCUGGCCCGAGCCCUGGACGAGACGGGCCUCCGGGCGGAGUUCGAGGCGUCCGUGGCCGGAUUCUUGGACACGCUGCCGCUCGCCCGGGAAGUGCUGAAGGAGUGCGGCAUGAGCAGCUUCAAGCAGGAGUACCUGGUCAAGGAGCUGAUGGGCGUGGUCUACAAGGUUCACGAUGCUUUAGAAGACGUGCGCUCUUUGCAGAUGCUCUUCAACGUGCUCCAACCCAAGCCGGACGUGGUCGCACGCUACACGUUCAGUCUGAGCGAUGUGCAGGAUACGACCGGAGCUCCCAAAGCUGAGCGUCUGCUGCCAGGACAGCGCCUCCUUUGGCAACACCUGGAACAGCAAGUGAAAGAAACGGACGGGGAAGCGGAAGGGCACCACAGCAUGUAGCGCUGACCUUGUUGACCAAUUUAGUUGUUUUUAAUCCACCUUCUGAAUUCAACUCAUAUUCAAAUAAUCGCCCUUUUAUUACAGUAUUUUCCUACUGCCAAAUAAAUCUAAUCAGUUUUA